UGUGUUCAGUGCUUCCUCUGACACAGCUCAGCCUGUUCCCUAUCUCCCAGUUUCACUUCUGAAUGUGCAGGAACAUGCGGUGGCUCCUUUUUCCCACCAUCUUCAUCAUCCCUUGUACGCAACAGUUUUUCCACAGCCCACCAGCGAGGCCUGAAGAAAAACCUUCAGAAAGUGGUGAAGUCCACCAGCGCAAGGAGGUUUGUCACUGGCCAUGCAGAUGCCCACCUGUGCCAACCUGCACCCCUGGGGUAAGCUUGGUGAAGGAUGGUUGCGGCUGCUGCAAGGUCUGUGCCAAGCAGUCAGGAGAGACCUGCAAUGAAGCAGACAUCUGUGAUCCCCACAAAGGCCUCUACUGCGACUACUCAGAAGAUGAGCCUAGGUAUGAAACAGGCGUGUGUGCAUAUCUGGUAGCUGUAGGAUGUGAGCUCAAUGGAGUUUAUUAUCUUAACGGGCAGACCUUCCAGCCUAACCCACUUUAUAAGUGCCUAUGUAUCAGUGGUGCCAUUGGAUGUACACCUGUAUUCACACCAAGAUUAGCAGCAAGUCCCUGUGCCAGGGUCACGAGAAGAAAGAGGCCUGGACAAUCCAUCUGUGGCCCAGGACAGCACAAGCAGCUUCAAUCAACAAACUACAGACUGAUGUCAGCUUACAGAAGCUUACCACUGGUUUUGAAGAAAAAAUGCCUAGUACAGGCAACUCCCUGGACACCCUGUUCCAGGACCUGUGGCAUAGGCAUAUCCAGCAGAGUGACCAACGAAAACAGAAAAUGUGAAAUGAAAAAAGAAAAGAGAUUAUGCUUCAUCCAGCCUUGUCUGACCAAUAUACUGAAAACAGUAAAGAUUCCAAAAGGAAAAACAUGUCAACCCACAUUCCAGCUUCCUACAGCAGAGAAACUAGUUUUUUCCGGAUGCUCAACUGCUCAAAGCUACAAACUAACUUUCUGUGGGGUGUGCUUGGACAAGAGGUGUUGCAUACCUAGUAAGUCCAAAACAAUCACUGUACAGUUUGAGUGUCCCAAUGAAGGCUUCUUUAAGUGGAAGAUGAUGUGGAUAACAUCGUGUGUAUGUCAGAGGAUUUGCAGUGCACCAGGAGAUAUAUUUUCCGAACUCAAAGUGUUAUGA
Molecule: messenger RNA, 1121 nt
Organism: Athene cunicularia (burrowing owl)
Lineage: Eukaryota; Metazoa; Chordata; Aves; Strigiformes; Strigidae
Gene: CCN6
Product: cellular communication network factor 6
Exons: 5
Coding region: 63-1121 (352 amino acids)
Biological process (GO): signal transduction; cell adhesion
Cellular component (GO): extracellular matrix; extracellular region
Molecular function (GO): integrin binding; heparin binding
Source: RefSeq, a predicted model, not a curated record